AUGAACCCUGAACUUUUAGAACCAGAAAACCAACCUGAACAUUUUGGAAACUCGAUUCCGGUACCAGAAUCCGAAUCGAAUUUCCCUGGAAACCGCAUAACACCACUUAUUAUGCGGAAACCUGAACCUGACUGGAUCUCAUCAUGUGUUAAAGAUGAUGUUAAAGUUAAAGAGAAUACCGAUCUGCAAGAGAAAUUAGACAAACUAGAAAAAGAGAACCAAAAUCUUGAAUCCCAAUCAUCGCUUAUUAAUUUUGAAUGUGAUUCAAACCAAAAGAGCUUUCAAGAGUCUAACGAAUCAUUGAGGACGAAAUUGGGUUUCAUUUUCGAUACAAACAACCAAAUCAAAGAGGAAAUCGAAAAGGCCUUGUACACUGCUCAAGCUCAACAUGUCAUCGACAAGCAAGCUACGGAAAUUCGUCAACUCAAAGCCGAUCUUCACUUGGCAAAUGGCGAAAUUCGGAAAGUUAUCGGUCGAAAACUGCAGUUGCAAGUCGAGUUGGACGAGUUUAAAAUGAAUGCCGCAGUCAUCCAGCGAGAGAAAGAAGAGCUGGAGAAGGAGAUGGUCGCUUUGAAAGAAAGUGUCAUCCAACAGAAAACUGAUUGGCGUUGCAUCGAGUUGCAAAUCAAUGCCGAAAACUACGGAUUGAAAAGGGCAUUGAGUCAUUUGGGGAAGGUUAAUCAAAGAAUGAUUAAAACAAAUGAAUCUCUUCAAUUUUCAACUGAAAUUGCGAAUUAUUUGGCUGAAAAGAACGAAGCUGAAAAGGAUAAUCUUCAAUCGACCAUUGUCCAAUUGGAACAGGAAGUGAUUCAAUCACGCCAGACAAUUGAACUCUUGCAGAAAGAAAACCAGGAAAUGUGGAACAACCGAGAAACUUUCGUCCUAUCUGCUCAAAAAGCAGAAAAAUUGGCUCUCGAGCAAAUGGCAGCGCUCUCUAAUGCUCUUAGAGAACUGGAAUUGGCGGUCAAGUGUUCAAAGGGCGUGACCGAAUCGGAGAAUAUUGACCUGCAGAAUAGCGACGAGUUGAAUCAAAAGGAUUCGAAAUCUACCAGAAAUACAUCGUGGCUCAAACAGUGGCUCAUCAAGCGCGGAUUGAUUAAUCCGAAACCGGAAGAGAGCGAGUUAACAAAACUAUUACGAGGCACCGGAAUUUUGAUGAUGAAAAGAGCCAAGGAUCUUAAGGAACAAGCAAACACUGUGGCAGGAACAGGAAAAGAAUUGACAAAGAGAGCUAAGCAACUAUCAAAUAAUUAA
Messenger RNA from Daphnia pulex (common water flea), 1254 nucleotides. Its product is annotated as protein Daple-like. The coding region runs from base 1 to 1254 and encodes 417 amino acids. Lineage: Eukaryota; Metazoa; Arthropoda; Branchiopoda; Diplostraca; Daphniidae. The record is from RefSeq and is a predicted model, not a curated record. The transcript has a single exon.